Messenger RNA from Alternaria atra, 1293 nucleotides. RefSeq lists its product as uncharacterized. The transcript is spliced from 4 exons. Lineage: Eukaryota; Fungi; Ascomycota; Dothideomycetes; Pleosporales; Pleosporaceae. The coding region runs from base 1 to 1293 and encodes 430 amino acids. The record is from RefSeq and is a predicted model, not a curated record.
AUGGACGACAAAGUCAAAUAUCUCCUCUCACUCAGCGCCGUGCGAGAGCGUGCCAAGAUUGUGGGAGAGGCUGCCGAAGCAGGCAAGCUGAGCCACUUUGAUGUGCACGAGGAGCGUUUGGGCGAGGCUGCGGACUACGUGACUUCUGUUAUCAAGCGCGACUUUGGACCAGAUAAAUUCCACACCAUUCCCCCUCACGGUCGCUGGCAGCACUUUGAAGUAGGCGGUGUACCCCGCAUAGCCAACCUACUCGAUGAGUGGAAGAAGGAUGGAUGCGACGAUCUAGAACUUACUCGUCGGUUGAUUGAUCUCUUCUUCGUUUCUGUGCUGUUGGAUGCUGGUGCGGGGGACCACUGGCGGUACGUGGAGCCGGGUACGGAAACGGAGUAUGAGAGGAGCGAGGGGAUUGCAGUGGCGAGUUUGUACAUGUUCAAGGGUUUGGGAUUCGCUGCGAAAAAAGAUGGUGGGCCGAUUGUUGAUGGAAAGGGACUACGAGAUUUGAAGACAGAGGCACUAUCAGAAGGUCUCCAAAUCUCCGACAGCAACCCCAUGCUAGGCGUCGACUCCCGAGCCAACUUACUCCGCAGUCUGGGUAAAUCAUUGCUUUCUCAUCCCACCAUCUUCGGCGAACAAGGUCGUCCAGGAAACGUUGUUGAUUACAUGAAAACCACAACCACCGACCCUUCAACCCUAGACAUCCUAACCUUCUGGGACGUACUCCAAAACCUACUCAUCCCCAUAUGGCCGCAAGACCGCACCGUGGUAAACGGCCAAGCCCUCGGUGACGCAUGGCCCUUAUCCACCUUGAAAACACAAUCCAAAGAAGGCAACUCUGACGAAAGCACCUACAUCCAACCCUUCCACAAACUAACCCAAUGGCUCGCCUACUCUCUCACCGUCCCUUUCACCCGCAUCCUGUCCCUAGAAUGGAAAAAUAUGUCUUCCAUGACCGCCCUCCCUGAAUAUCGCAACGGCGGUUUGUUCGUCGAUCUCGGUGUUUUAACCCUGAAACCUGCGUCUUUGGACCGUGGUCUCAAGGCUACUUCUGACGGAAGCGGUCUCCCAUCUUUCCCCGCUGGAGACGACGCUAUUGUGGAGUGGCGGGCGAUGACGUUGGUGUUGGUGGAUAAGUUGUACAAGUUGGUCUUGCAGAGGAUGCAAGGGGUGGAGUUGAGUAUGGCGCAGUUGCUCGAGGCUGGGACGUGGAAGGCAGGGAGGGAGGUUGCGAAGGAGAAGAGGCCUAAGACGAAGAGUAGUCCGAUUGUCAUCUUGAGUGAUGGGACAGUUUUCUGA